AUGGCCACCACUGCCACCACGGCCACCACUGCCACCAGUGUCCCCACGGUGCCCAACAACACGUGCCACCGGCCGCGCAGCGAGGCCGGAGACGUCCCCGGGGUCACGGCCACCCCCGGCGGCGGCGGCGGCGGCGGCGGCGGCGGGCACGCUCCGGGUGCCGACACCGGCACCGGCACCUCGCAGCCGGAGAGAGGCGGUGGCGGAGCCGUCGCCCCCGCGCGCUGGGGACACACCCACGCGCGCUCCCCGGCGCGCUCGGCCACCCCCGCGCACCGACAGCACCCCCGGGAAGGGGCUGCCCACGCCCGCAGCGCCGCGCGCCCACGCACGGCCCCGCACGGACAGACCGACACACAGGGCUGCACAGACAGACCGACACACGGCCCCAUGGACACACGGCCCCGCACGGACAGACCGACACACAGCCCUGCACGGACAGACCGACGCACGGCCCCAUGGACACACAGCCCCGCACGGACAGACCGACACACGGCCCCACACGGACAGACCGACACACAGCCCUGCACGGACAGACCGACGCACGGCCCCAUGGACACACGGCCCUGCACGGACAGACUGACACACGGCCCUGCACGGACAGACCGACACACGGCCCCAUGGACACACGGCCCCGCACGGACAGACCGACACACAGCCCCGCACGGACAGAUGGACACACGGCCCACGGACAGACCGACACACAGCCCCGCACGGACAGAUGGACACACGGCCCCGCACGGACAGACCGACACACAGCCCUGCACGGACAGACCGACGCACGGCCCCAUGGACACACAGCCCCGCACGGACAGACCGACACACGGCCCCGCACGGACAGAUGGACACACGGCCCCGCACGGACAGACCGACACACGGCCCCACACGGACAGACCGACACACAGCCCCAUGGACAGACUGACACACGGCCCCGCACGGACAGACCGACACACGGCCCCGCACGGCCAGACCGACACACGGCCCCAUGGACACACAGCCCCGCACAGACAGACCGACACACGGCCCCGCACGGACAGACCGACACACGGCCCCAUGGACACACAGCCCCGCACAGACAGACCGACACACGGCCCCGCACGGACAGAUGGACACACAGACCUGCACGGACAGAUGGACACACAGCCCCACAUGGACAGAUGGACACACAGCCCCGCUGGCUGGGACCACGGCUGCACGGUGAUGGGCACAGCUCAGCGCUCAGCCGGGCACCACCUCACCACCCCCUCGGCAGGAUGGGGAGGGGGAGCCUCUGGGUGGGGAGGGGUCCUGGGCCUGCCCCGAGCCCUCCGCAGCAGCGGGAGAACGCAGGAUGGCUGGCGCCGCCAUCCAGGGGAGGCUGGAGGGGCUGCGCCGCUCUGCCCAGCGCCUCGGGCAGCCGGGGAUGGGGAUGCCCGCUGGGAGCAGGAGAUGGGGACCCCCUCUCCCCCACCCACGGGGAAUCCUGGCGGAGCCGAGCGCCACGGCACCGCUGAGACGCCCCCGGCCAUCCCCGGCUCCUUCCUCCCCGGUUCACCCCCGGACACCCUCUCGCCCCGGGAUCCCCUCCCGCACCCCCCCCCGCGCUGGGCACGGCCGAGCCCGGGCACCGACCCCGCUCUGCGCCGGGCACCCCCGGGGCCGCCCCCGCCGCUCUUACCCCGCUGCCGCCUCCUACAUCCUCCGGCGGCUCCCGGGCGGUUCCCCGACGGCCCGGCCCGGCCGCCCCCGGCCCGGCUGCUCCCGGCGCGGCUCGGUUGGGCUCGGCUGGUCCCGGCACGGCCCGGGCCGGCGCCCCGCGCGUGGGAGCGCGGCGGGCGGCAGCAUGCGAGUGGCGGCGGCCCCGCAGUGCAGCGCGGGCGGGCGCGGAGCGGCGGGAGCGGAGCGGGGCCGCCGCGGCGCCGCCAAGACACGGCGGUGGAUUUUCCCCGGGAGCCAGAGCGGGCGGCGGCGGCGCAAAAUGGCUCCGGUGCGGCUCUGCCGCCGCCUCCCGGCGCCCCGGGACCCCCGGGCGGGGAGAGCGGGGGCAGCCGCACGUGGGGCCGGGAGAUGCUGCGGGCGCGGGAUGAGCGGUACCCACCAGUGGGCAUCCCCUGA
Molecule: messenger RNA, 2094 nt
Organism: Melospiza melodia melodia
Lineage: Eukaryota; Metazoa; Chordata; Aves; Passeriformes; Passerellidae
Product: basic proline-rich protein-like
Exons: 4
Coding region: 1-2094 (697 amino acids)
Source: RefSeq, a predicted model, not a curated record